This is a messenger RNA of Guillardia theta CCMP2712, 918 nucleotides long. RefSeq lists its product as hypothetical. The coding region runs from base 1 to 918 and encodes 305 amino acids. NCBI's taxonomy places the organism in Eukaryota, Cryptophyceae, Pyrenomonadales, Geminigeraceae. The record is from RefSeq and is a predicted model, not a curated record. The transcript has 11 exons.
AUGAGCGGCUACAGCAUCAAUCAAGCGCACCUGAUUCACGAUCACUCCUCGGGCCGAUCCAGUACACGUCUGCACGCACCUCCCGGCGGUGCAUCUUCCAUUUCCUUUGGAUGGGGCCAGGAAAAUGAGCCACCACGUGUUGCCAUGUCGCCUCCGAAGAGCAUUGCUACUCCUCCCAAGGCUGUACAAGCUGCAAGCCCUCAACCCACCGAGUCCCCAGGGGAGGACAGGAAGGGAUUUGGUGACACUGGACAUUCCUGUGUUCGACUGCACGCUCCUGCUGGAGGUUCCAAUGCCUUAGGGACUUCAUUUGCCUGGGCUGAACCCGAAGGAAAGGCUCCCCCCCAGCCUGCUGAGCACGUGCACAAGCAGAGUAUGCCAUCUGCUAAGGUGGUGUCCAACGUGAUGCAAGUCGGAAGCACUGUCAUCUACAGACAGUUGGGAAGCAAUGCCGAGAGUGUUGCCCAGAUUGUUGAGAUCGAGCCUGUUGGAAGCAGGAAAGACAACUACAAGAUCCGAUUUGAAGAUGGAAGGGAACGAAAUACCACGGUGGACAAGCUGCGACUCGUUCAAGAAGAGGAAGCUCCUGAGGAAGGGAUGGAGAGGAUGAAUGUUCAAGAUGAAAAUGUCCCUCCUGCAGAGACUUCCUCCCCCUUCCGCAAGACGGACUUCCAAGACAAGAGGAUUGGAGAUGGCGUGAAAGUUCAGGCCGUUCAAGGAGCAGGAGUCGGCGAGCUUUCUAUCGGGCAGAAAGUUCUUUACAAACAAACUCCUCGCUCAGAUCCUGAAGAAGUUGUUGUUGUCGAUGUGGAGCUUCCAGGCCACAAUGGUUCUAUGAGGACCAAGACUUACUAUCAUAUCCAGUUUUCCGAUGGCAGAACACGCGAGACCACAAUCGACAAGAUUACCAAGAUGUGA